Messenger RNA from Aspergillus melleus, 426 nucleotides. RefSeq lists its product as uncharacterized. The transcript has 2 exons. Lineage: Eukaryota; Fungi; Ascomycota; Eurotiomycetes; Eurotiales; Aspergillaceae. The record is from RefSeq and is a predicted model, not a curated record. Bases 1 to 426 code for a protein of 141 amino acids.
AUGAUAACUUUCUUCCCCCCCGUAGGCCAGGACGUGCCCCGUUCCAGUGGUCAGGAAUCUGGUCCACAAGCACAAGUUGACGGUGAGUCUUCGCCGUCACCCGAGUUGCUUGCAGCUAAGCUUCCUGACCCACCUACCGUGGACCCUGCCUUGGAAGGACAACCCGAAACUAAGAAAGUCAAGGUUGAUACAGGUCAUAGGGGAAGGCCCUCCGAGGACAUAACGAUGAAGUCGGAUGAAAGGAGCGAAGAUGACUGGGAGGAGAUUAACCGGUCUGAUGAUGGUCGGACGGAGAAAUUAGAUGACGAGCCUGUCGAGGUGGACCGGCCUCCAUCAGUCACUGAUGUUCAGAGUGUCCAGUCGAGUGGAAUCAUCGAUAGCGUCCAGUCUCAGUCCACAGAGAGUCUGAUUGGCAAGGACUGGUAA